AUGGAUAAUAGCAUUCAAAAUAUUGCAUUGCUGUUUUCAUUAUACUUACGACCAACAUUGCUCAAUCAAAUUGCUCGUAUAUUUGCUGCAACAUCAUCAAAAACACCACUUCUUCUAGAAGGACCACCUGGCAUCGGAAAAACUCAUGUUGUUACACAAGUAUGUAAACUAUUGAGUAAAGAUUGUGAACGAAUCAAUAUGUCUGCAGAUACAUCACUUGAUCAACUUAUCGGUUGUAUUAUACCUCGUUGUAUUGAUGGUCGACGUGUAUUCGAAUGGCAAGAUGGUAAGGUCGUAGAUGCGUUGAGAAAUCAUCGUUGGAUUUUAUUCAACGAAUUGAAUCUUGCAUCACCAGAAGUAUUAGAAGGUUUAAUACCACUAUUUUAUCGUGGAUCAAAAGAAUUUAUUGUCCCAUCAAUAAAUGAACAUGUUGAUACAUCUUCAGCACUCAUAUUUGCAACAAUGAAUCCCGCGACCAUAGGCAGAGGACGAAGUAAAUUACCACGAUCGAUUAGUAAUCUAUUUACAAUUGUUCAACUUGAAGAUUACAAAGAAGAUGAACUUCGUAUUAUUCUCAGUGAUUUAUUUCGAUUCGAUAUAAACAAAUUGACAGUCAAUAAUGAACAAUUGUAG
Molecule: messenger RNA, 633 nt
Organism: Didymodactylos carnosus
Lineage: Eukaryota; Metazoa; Rotifera; Eurotatoria; Philodinida; Philodinidae
Source: the annotation of a GenBank genome assembly